Messenger RNA from Diachasma alloeum, 1260 nucleotides. RefSeq lists its product as uncharacterized. Lineage: Eukaryota; Metazoa; Arthropoda; Insecta; Hymenoptera; Braconidae. Bases 1 to 1260 code for a protein of 419 amino acids. The transcript has 4 exons. The record is from RefSeq and is a predicted model, not a curated record.
AUGUUUACUGUAGUUAAGAUCAGAAAUGGCACCCUUUUAGAUGGGGGCAACAAGAGAAAUGUUAAAUGGAGGGAAGAAAAAUCGGGAAGCACAGUGUACUCGAUUUUCAUCGAUUUUCGCCGUGCUUUUGACUCUGUGCCUCAUAGCCUCUUAUGGUCAAAGCUAUUCAAUCUGGGGCUCUCCUCCAAAAUAUUGAACGUUCUCAUUGAUUUGUAUAAUAAAGCUGAAGCUUACGUAAAGCUCAGGGGAGAUAAAACAAGAAAUUUUGAGAUUACUGAGGGUGUUCUCCAGGGGGAGAUACUGAGUCCCCUUCUCUUUAUUUUAUUCGUUUCUGACUUUGAGGAUUUUUUUAGAGACAAGGGGUUUAGGGGGCUCAGUAUCGACUCUAUGCACGAUAUUCUCUUGCCCACGUAUGCUGAUGACUCAGCCUUACUUUGUCAUACUCCUAUUGACGUUAAGAAGAAACUUGACUCUGAAACAUUACUAGCCAGUGGGAGGAUACUUAAAACAGAGAAAGAGGCAUUUUUCUACGAUAAUGAAACUUUAGAAACAGUUAACAAAUAUGAGUACCUGGGAGUUUUAUUGGAGAGCAAUAUGAAUUGCGUUGGUGCGGCAAGUCAUGCUAUCAGGAAAGCCAAAAUGGCGAUUGGCAUCACAAAAUCUAUUUUGGUGAAAUCUAAGUCUGAUGCGUGGGGCACAAAAAUCAAAUUGUUCGACAGUGUAGUUUCUCCAACGCUGUUUUAUGCGGUAGCAUCGUGGGGCAUUGGACACUUUGAGCAAAUAGAAAAAAUACAGAUUGAUUAUUAUAAACAAAUUCUGCUGCUUCCCGCAGGAACUCCAGGGGUUGCUGUUCGAAUGGAACUAGGUCUGAAACGUCUCGCUAUAAAGGCGCUUGAUCUUACGAUUGGUUGGUUAAUUAGAAUUCUUAGAAUGGGGACACACAGAUUACCGUUGAUUGACAUGGAAUUCUUGGGAGACUGUCUGGACGCUGAGGUCUGGUCUAGUCACAAGGCUAAAGUCUUAUCUAGAUAUCACGAUAACUUGAGGGCACAGGAUUUUCUUAGAUAUUACGAAUGCCCUCAUUAUCAACACCUGAGGCUAGCUCGUCUUAGGGAGAUUGUUGAGGAAAGAUUUGAGGUUGACUGGCUUCCCACGUUACUUGACAUCAAGAAUCCAAAAGAGCUUAAGCGUCUAGCCUUUUUCAUUAUUGAAGCACUUGAGUUCAGAGACAGACAGCUGAAUCAAUCUUUCGAGCUUUGA